Molecule: messenger RNA, 225 nt
Organism: Funneliformis mosseae
Lineage: Eukaryota; Fungi; Glomeromycota; Glomeromycetes; Glomerales; Glomeraceae
Source: the annotation of a GenBank genome assembly
AUGUCAACAUCCGAAAUAAAUAAUUCCAACGCAGAUCAUGAUUGGUUAGAAAGAGCGAUAUCUGAAAAUUAUAUCAAAUAUUAUGAUUUUGCUGAGUUCAUUAAUUGGGAAGAAAUCAGCAGCGGUUCUUAUGGUAAUGUUUCUUGCGCAAAUUGGAAAGGUACGGGAACUAUCAUGGCUCUAAAACAUUCAUAUAAUUUGACCAUUAAAGAGAUCGUUAAUGAG